Messenger RNA from Trachymyrmex cornetzi, 317 nucleotides. Its product is annotated as cytochrome b-c1 complex subunit 8. Gene Ontology annotation, biological process: mitochondrial electron transport, ubiquinol to cytochrome c. Bases 65 to 316 code for a protein of 83 amino acids. The record is from RefSeq and is a predicted model, not a curated record. Gene Ontology annotation, cellular component: respiratory chain complex III. Lineage: Eukaryota; Metazoa; Arthropoda; Insecta; Hymenoptera; Formicidae. The transcript is spliced from 2 exons.
CACAGAGAAAGCACUGAUAGCGAUACGUUAGAAGUCAAUUCUUUGAUCUGUUCUUUCCCGCAAAAUGGGUUUGCAAUUUGGCAAUUUACCGAUACGAAUUCGUAGAGUCGUAUAUUACAGUCUAUCGCCAUUGGAGCAACGAGCCUGGGCAAAAUCGAUAACGCACGGAAUACCCAAUUUGCUGAGUAGAGCAAUGCGUGCGCUUCCACCUAUGCUUCCAGGAUUUAUAAUGUCAACUGGGAUAUAUAUGUGGUCGACUGCAGCACAUGAUCGAUAUACUCGCAAAGAUCCCAAAUUAUAUGAGAACGACAAGUGAA